Pecten maximus is the source of this 3717-nucleotide messenger RNA. Its product is annotated as excitatory amino acid transporter 3-like. The record is from RefSeq and is a predicted model, not a curated record. The transcript has 9 exons. Gene Ontology annotation, molecular function: glutamate:sodium symporter activity; neutral L-amino acid transmembrane transporter activity; L-glutamate transmembrane transporter activity. Bases 169 to 1707 code for a protein of 512 amino acids. Gene Ontology annotation, cellular component: plasma membrane. Gene Ontology annotation, biological process: L-glutamate transmembrane transport. NCBI's taxonomy places the organism in Eukaryota, Metazoa, Mollusca, Bivalvia, Pectinida, Pectinidae.
CUUUAUGUGUAAGUGUAAAUAAGUGACACUAGAGUCUGUAUAACACAAGUUGCCGAGUGUAUCAGAUCGACUGCAGAAUACACUCAAGAUUUACUGAAACAGAGCACAUUAUUCCCGGCGAUAUAAGUGACACUGGGUACGAGUCUAUCAUGGCCCGGGGACGAACCAAUGCGGGAAGAGCGCACGUGUGCACAGAAAUUUAGUAAAGUCAUCCUUGACAACUUGCUCAUCAUCUUGAUGAUAAUUGCAGUAAUAAUCGGUGUAGUUCUGGGAUUAGGAUUACGGGACAUAUGGGAGCCAUACGAUAAGAGAAAAAUAUUUUUUCUGAAAUUUCCUGGAGAUUUGUUGAUGAACAUGUUGAAGAUGUUGAUCCUACCACUGAUAGUUUCCAGUUUGAUCUCCUCCUUAGCCACCCUCGACUCCCGAGCCUCCGGUAAGAUGGGACUACGGGCCGUCGUCUACUAUCUCUCAACUACAUUUGCUGCCGUCGUCCUCGGAAUUAUACUUGUUGUUUCUAUCCAGCCAGGAAAAAAGGGCAGCAGAAUCGACAAGUCUGGGGCAGCCAAGAAGGCUCACCCUAUCGACUCCCUCUUGGAUCUCAUCAGAAAUUGCUUUCCAAACAAUUUGAUAACGGCAUGCUUCCAAAAGCAAGUUACCGAAGUUGAUCAGUUCGAGGUUAAACCACCGACAAUGACCACUCCAACAGCUAACCCCAACAUCUCGACCACGAUGAUGCCAAAUUAUACCCAAGCAGCAAGUUUUUUUGUGGAUGCCCCGUACAUCAACGGAAAGGCAGAUGGUAUGAAUGUUCUCGGCUUAGUCGUCUUCUCAAUCUUCUUUGGCUGUAUCCUUCAACAGAUGAAAGAUAAAGGAAAACCCUUAGUCGACCUUUUUGAAUGUCUCCACCUUGCUUCAAUGAAACUUGUAACUUUAGUAAUCUGGUACUCCCCAAUUGGAAUUAUCUUCCUGAUUGCUUCUAAGCUGGUUGCAAUGGAGAGGCCCGAGGAGAUGUUUGAACAACUGGCCUAUUACAUGGCCACAGUAUUGUCUGGCUUGGCUAUACACGCAUUCAUACUUCUUCCCCUCCUCUUCCUCGUCAUUGUCAGGAAAAAUCCGUAUAGGUUUAUGUACAACAUGCUGAAGGCCCUUUUAACAGCCUGGGGAACCGCAUCAAGUUCUGCUACAUUACCAGUAACUAUGGAAUGUCUAGAGGAUAAUAAUCACGUGGACAUCCGCGUAAUCAAGUUUGUGACCCCAAUCGGCGCUACCAUCAACAUGGACGGAACAGCUUUGUAUGAAGCAGUGGCAUCCAUAUUUAUAGCUCAGAAUAUAGGCAUUUCCCUGGACAUAGGCCAAAUCAUCAUCGUCAGUCUGACGUCCACUGCUGCCGCUAUCGGAGCUGCAGGGAUACCACAAGCCGGACUCGUUACCAUGACAAUCGUCCUCUCAGCGGUUGGCCUACCAAUUGAGGAAAUAACUCUUAUUUUGUCGAUUGAUUGGUUCCUGGAUCGUUUCCGAACUGCUGUGAACGUCCUCGGAGAUUCCUAUGGAGCUGGUAUCAUUGAGCAUUUGUCACGGAAUGACAUAGGAGCGUGUCCUAAGUAUACCCUAGACACCGGAGCCAAUGGUCUUACUAUGGGCAAUGACUAUGGUGGAACUGAAAACAUUGCAUUUAGAAAAGACGAACUCCCAACAACCAAAAUGUGACUUGGAUUUGACCAAAACCUGUGAUUUUUUGUUUUUACGUUUAUUCGCGGACACUAUUUACAACGACAAGCUAUCAUCAACGCCAUCAUUAUAACAAUGUACUAUCCAUGAUAAAAACAAAUCCGACAAACAUACUCUUGCUUACAAAGGUUUCGUAAAAAGCGAACUUGGCAUGGCGUCUUCUCAUUAAAAUGGGUUUCUUCGGAUGCUAUCUAUCAAAAUACUGCCAAAGUGGUAAAAUUUGAGGAGGAUACAUCCAAGGCAAUUUGACAGAGCUGUUAACUUAAGACAUAUUUGACCGAAAUUAGGUUUACAUAAUCCAAAAUAUCAGCAAUACCAAAAAGUGCCCAGUUUCUUGACUUGUUAGGAGUUUUCCUUUUCCUCGGUAUGAAUGUGUCGACUGCCGAAAAAGUCUAGUAUGCCUCCUCAAUAUCAAGCUCUGAAAAUAUCUCAUAUUUCAUGCCGUUAUAGUUUCCGGUAAUUAUAUCCGGAUCUGACUUUUUUUUCUUUUUUUUUCUGAAGUAUAUACUGAAAAGAAAAGAUAAUACCAUAUGAUCACUGUUUCCGAUAGGACAUUCAUUAUCAAUGUCGCUCACCAUAUCUUCUUCAUUGCUUAGGAUCGGGUCCAGGUAUUAGACUCAUUUCCUGGGCAUAGACUUUGGUUUUGAUUUUGAUUUUGUUUAACGUCCUAUCAACAGCCUCCCGUGCGUGCGACAUGCAUGAGUGCGUAUGUUUGUUUUGGUAUGCUGCGGUAUGUUUGUAUAAAGUCUCCUUGUGAUAGUCCAGAACUUUCGUGUACUGAUUGUAACAUGAUGGUAUAGGUUGCUAUCUCUUAACAAAUCUAUGAAGCAUUCACCCUUGGUAUCUCCUUUUGUGAGAUAGGUGUUCCAGUCAAUUUUAGGUUAGUUAAGGUCUCCGAAUAUAAGGAGGCGAGAGAAAUGAUUAUCCGAUGACAUAGACUUGAUCAUUUUGCACAUUUCUUCAUUGUUCUCCUUUUCUUUUCUGGGCUUCUGUAUAUACAACUGAUCAGGGCUCGAUCAUUUCCUGGGGGAUUUAUUUUAAUUCAGAUAAUUCAUUUAAGACCAAAGAUUAUAAUGUUAUCUCUCAACUUCGUAUCUUUUAAAUCUGAGAGAACUACAGUUACUGUUAUCUUGCUUAGUUUGGUCCUUGGGUAAAGCUGUCAGUGUUGACGUUUUCAUUUCUUUCUGUACUUUGCAUCGCACCUCUUCCACAUUGCAUUUAGCUUUCAACUAUUUCUCCACUUUUGCUUAUCGUUUGGUAUAUUUCGACAUUAUCUGCUCAACUUUCCAUUCUACUAAUUUCUCGGUUUCGAAAUUCUUUUCCAAUGCAACUUUUAAUGGUCACAAAACCAACUGGAGUCUGUGUUGGCCAGGAAUUCGUAUCCCGCUUUUCCUUUCCCCAGGCAUCCAAUGCAAAAAGCGUUACUGACAAUGGUCACACUCGACCAUCUUGGCAUCUUUACGGGUUUCCUUCUUUUUGUAUAGCUUGCCGGUCGAGGAGUUGGACAGAAAAGGAUUUGAAGAUCUAGCUGUGCUUCUUUUGCGAUUCCGAUUCCUUGUAACGAUUGGCUCAUACUCAGCACGUUUAGAGUUUAGAUCCGCUGUUGACGUUGCUACUCUGUCCACUUCCGGUCGGCAUAUUGGGGAAAUGCGUAUCACUCGGAUAUGACAAGGAAACUAACCGAAUAUACCACCCAUGAAUGUGCGUCGUUAUCUAAACGUACUUUUGUUAACAACUGCAGAUACUAUUUAGCAUUAAAUAACAACGAUAAAUGGUUAAAAUAACAAUAGCGACCGUUGUCAAUGAUGAGGUCACAAUAUAAAUCCCUAAGGUGUUUCAAGAUAUAUGUAAAGCUGUUGAAUUAUAUGUUCUCUAUAUUUGUACUGACAUACUAUUGUUUUAAUACAUGUAUAUCUUACGUCUUUUUGUUAUUUAACGAGAAUUAUUAUAGCUUUAUACUGAAAUCAGGAAAUAAAAAAUAUCAACGAC